Molecule: messenger RNA, 15611 nt
Organism: Aedes albopictus (Asian tiger mosquito)
Lineage: Eukaryota; Metazoa; Arthropoda; Insecta; Diptera; Culicidae
Gene: Usp30
Product: ubiquitin carboxyl-terminal hydrolase 30 homolog
Exons: 3
Coding region: 163-1839 (558 amino acids)
Biological process (GO): protein deubiquitination
Cellular component (GO): nucleus; cytosol
Molecular function (GO): cysteine-type deubiquitinase activity
Source: RefSeq, a predicted model, not a curated record
CACCUCAAAACAAAAGAAAAACGACAACAGAAAAUCAGCAGUUUUUUCUUCCAGCAAAUUUUCCAAAUUUUUCUCGGAGAAAACCUUCGAAAAAGGUUGCUAAAGUUUUCAGCAAUCACCAGUGCGGUGCGUGGAAAUGUGUGAAUAGUUUUCCUGCGCAAGAUGGAAGGUGAUAGAUUCUUAAUGGCAGCGGGAGUGACCGCUGCCGUCGUCGUCGGUGCUUUCGUAUUUUGGGGCCCCUCCGGUAACUCAAGGUUACGGCAGAGGCGGGGUCAGAUCGCCGGAUUGCAUAACUUUGGGAAGACCUGCUUCCUGAAUACGCUGCUCCAGGCCUUGGCGGCUUGUCCGCAGUUUAUCGCCUGGCUGCAGUUGCACAACACCAAGGACAAGAAGACGUUGGUCAGUUCGCUGCAGAACGUGCUGGAGGUGGUGAAUGGGACACAUCCGACGUUACGCGGGGAUCCGUACUCUCCGGGAGCGGUUAUCCGGGCGUUGAACACCCUCGGGUGGGUUAUUCCUCCGGAUGAACAUGAUACCCACGAACUGCUGCACGUUUUGCUGAACUCACUGGAGGAGGAGGUGACGAAACCGAAGAAGAUCGGUUGUUUGUCGGAUGCCCUGGGGGAAGAGGAACUGAGGGCCAUGAUGCCUCCAGCCAGGCCUUCCAGUGCUAUGCUGUCGGACUUUUGUAAUGCCGAGUACGACGAAUCCACGAAUUUGACGCGGUACGUCCGGUCGGAAGCGCACACUCCGGAUUCACCGCACUCGACUUGCACGGAAACGGAGGAUUCGAUGGCGGGUCUGGAGGGGUCACUGAUGGAUUGCGCCGGAUCACCGCCGUCGAUCAUUUCCACGUUCUCCGGGCGACCGAGCAGGCCGAAGUCGAUUCUGGCCACGGAAAUGAACCGCAACGGAACGUUGGAUAAGCGAUCGUCAGGGUCGUGUCGGUCUCUGGAAAGAUUGACGCGUGGCCCCGGGAGGGUAUCGGUUUGGGGAGAUCGCAAGCAGAUCCAGGUUCCCCAUCCGUUCCGAGGCGGUUUGAGCAGUCAGCUGUGCUGCUCCGGCUGCGGAUAUAAAUCCGUGGUUCGAUACGACAAAUUCGACAGUGUGACGCUGUCGCUUCCGGAAAUUAAGAAUCCCGGAAUUUCCGUCGGAAGUCUUCUGACUGAAUUUAUCCAACCGGAAACAUUGAACGGCGUUCAGUGCGAGUCGUGUAACGAAACGACCAGCCACACGAAAACCCUUACCUUCAGCAAGCUUCCGGCCUGCUUGUGCAUCCACAUCGCACGAACCACCUGGCUUCCGACGGGGCACGCCUACAAGCGGCAAGAUUUUGUCCACUUCCCGGAAACGCUCUCGAUGGCUCCGUACAGCUUCGUGCAGCCGAGCCUGAACAGUGCCAUGAGUACGCCCUGGGGUUCGACCAUGUCCCUGUACUCGGCCAGUCUGGGGGCCGCAGCGUACGAGGCAUCGAUUGGUGCCGCCGGAGGACCUGCGACGGAACAGAACACCCCGAUUGGAUCGGUUGGCAGUGCGUUCAAUUUCGGAUCGUACACCUUUGGGGCCAUGUUCCCGAAGAAUCUGUACCGGCUGCUGGCGGUGAUUGUGCACUCGGGCGAGGCCAACAGCGGACACUUUGUGACCUACCGGAGAGGAGCGCUGCGGAAUUCACACAAGUGGUACUACACAUCGGACACCGUGGUCAAGGAGGUGUCCAUCGAGGAGGUGCUGAGCACUCCGGCGUACAUGCUGUUCUACGAUCGGGGACCGUCUUCGAAGUACACCCAACCGGGUGGUGGCGGUGGAGGAGGCCACGGCAUGCCGGGUAGCUCCGGUUAAUACCCUCCCCAGGACCCCAGCAGUACUGAUAGUGACCGGUAAGUUAGUUUUAGAGAGAGAAUCCGUGAAGAUGUUACAGAGUUCGAGGGGUAUUACGCGGCGAUUAGUCCGUGUAUGUUUUAAAGAGAUUUCCAAAGAAUUUCAUAAGAGAAGGAGGUAACCAACUUUAAUCCUACUACCUACCAUUUCCACCGGAUGCAGAUAAAGAUAUUACGAACGCAGAGAAUUUAAUAUAACCACAAACUGAACAGUCGAAACUAACUAUACAAUUUAAACUAAUAUAUCUAAGAAUUUAAAAACGUCAGGCAUUUAUUUUGAAGACUUGUGCGAAAAAGCACCAGCCAUUUAUCUACUCUAUGCUUAGUUUUGAUUUAUUAUUCUAGCAAUGUUAAAUAUUGAAUAAUCUGAACUGUAAAUACAUCUGAAUGGAUCAAUGAAGCAAACUUUUCUAGCGUUCACCGCAUGCUAACAAAGGUGCCACCGUACCAUGGACAUUAACAUUGUGACAGCAAUGGAGUUAUGUCAAACACACAAAGCUACGGUGGCGCUAUCUGUUCAUUUCAUGGCGGCCGUUUUAGUUAUUUUAAUAAUCCAUUGCCGCUUUCAGUUUAACCGUUGUACCUUUUUGUACAUACUUUCCUGCUUGCAGUUGUCAAACAGGCAUUCACUCUAGCAUCUCGGUUCAAUAUCUGUGCCAUACCUUUUGGAUGCUUCAACCGAUCUAACGCAAAUCUAUGAGGAAAUCAAAUCGUUGAUUAUCGCGAGACGAAUCGAGUAGAUUAGAACACAUUUAGUAGCGCGAUUCCGCUUAGGAGUGAAUCUGUUUGACGCAUUUAAAAACGUGCAUUGAACAACUAAGCUUGGAUGGAGCGGCGAUUAUCCUAAAGCUAAUGUAACUUCCUUUUGGGCGUAGUAAGAGUUACGAAGUUUGUUUGACAGUGAUUCUUGAGACAAUACAGGUUGACUGGUACUUAGUAUUACACCGGAAUAGAGGUAAGAGUAGACAUCAUUUGCAGACAAAGUUUGUAUGGAAAGUAGGGUGGGGCGGGGCAAGAUGGGUCGCGGGGCAAGAUGGGUCAGUGCCAUUUUCGGGCGCAUUACUCAUGUUUUGAUUAUGUUAAUAAUUUUGUUAGAUGACCAGCAUGAAUAUACAAAAGUUUGGGGCAUUGAUUGAAAAAUUAUUCACUCUCAUUGGAAAUGAAAAAUAAAAUGGUUUUUAGCCAUUUUUCUUAUGCGAUACAUUCCAUAUAUUCUCCAUAUAAACGGCCGCGGGGCAAGAUGGGUCACCUUCAAUUUUGAACGUAUUUUUGGAGCAUUCAAAAGUUAUUUAUUUUUUAUUACAAGACUAUCUAAUAAAUGACUUCAAUCAAGCGGAAUGAACGCUCAAAAUUAUAACUUAAAAUUAUGAUAAUUUUUUAGUAAAAACAUCGAUUUUCAAGUCGCCUCAGGACCACUCAAAUCGUAAAGUUUUUUAUAUUCCAAAUAAAUUUAUAAAAUGUUUACUAGUAGCUCUUGUUUACUCAGUAUGGAUAUGGAGCAUAUUUGAAUGCGGAACAGAUCUUAUAUUUUGACGUUUUUCGUCGAGAAAAUGUCAAUUACUUAAAAGGUGACCCAUCUUGCCCCGCACUUUUUUCACGGCACAAAAUCGAUCACUUUUUAAAACUGCUUGUUUAACAUCAUAUUUUGUAUUUAAUGAACUUUUUAUCGACUUUUAGCAUAGCUAACUAGUGUAUUAAAGAGUAGCGGACGAAUGCAAACCAAUCCGAUUUGUAUUUACAAAGUUAUGGUGAUCCAUCCUUAUGCGACCCAUCUUGCCCCGCCCCACCCUAUCUAACUAAUCACGCAGCUCAAGCCGUUUUGCAUGCAUAAAUACGGUGUUAUAAAGCAUGCAUUACUGUAACGUCCGGAAAACGCUCGAAGGAAUUGCGUACCGUGCCGAUACUGUCUGAGGUGAAACUUGAACAACAGAAGAAACCUCUUCUUGUAAAAUAUUGUUUUCCUCACUAAGCCUCAGGCCGGUUUCUCUAAUGGUUUGAGAGCGUAAAGUUUACUUAGGGAGUUUUGGAUUUAAUAUUUUACAAGUUCCAAGUGGACUUGUUGGGUAAGAUUCCAAAAACCUAAGGGCUGACUACUUGCAGCAGAAGUCCUGGCCUCUUUAGAGAGUUUGGUAACUACCUUGAACAAGCGUCGUCUUGACGAGGAUCAAAGGGACGAAUAACUUUCUGAAUGAAACACUAAAUUUCAACUAACCUCUUUUCAUCUAUUUCAAACAUCCUUAUAUACUAGGCCUAUGUCUAAAAGAAUGUCGUAUUAUUUGUCUGCUUUCUCUAUCAUGUGUCUGCCCGUUGCAGUAGGGUCAAGAUUAGGGCCCUAUCUUUAUCAGUUGUUAUUUUUUCUCUGUCCUUUUCGUCAACUUUUACAGAGGCGACAUUCUCUUGUAAUGACUAAUCCUACAAUGUUGAUGUGAUAGAUAGACUGAUAAUUGCGUCGAGUAGACCCGUCUGCAUCAUAAAAGAAAAAAUCUUGAAAAAAUAUUUUUAUUUAACAUGCGUUUGUAACAAGUACCCUAUAUCAACCAUCAAAGUGUAAUUCAAGUGGAAAAGGGUCCUGAAUAUGGUUUAAUGGAAGUUUUCUUUUUUCUGAGAAAUUUGUAAGAGUUCUUACCUAAUUCCGCACUAAAUCUGGCCACACUGCCGCAAGGAUUUGUAGAAAACCACUGGAUGAAUUCUUAGACAUAUACGUAGGUAACUCACUACAGUAGGGUAAACUUUCUUAAAAUCAAUCCUCAGCGUUUGAAAACAUCCCUUGACGACCGGACAGACCUUGUGCCGUUUUGAAAAUCCGCUCAUUUCGUAUGGCCUUUCGAUCCUUCGAUAGCUCGAUGUCGUACCUCAUACUUGCCUCGAAUCUUGAAUUUACGUGCUCGCGACCGUUCUCAUUUCGUAGGGCCUUCCUUCAACUUCUUGGUCGUCUGACAUUCUGCCAUAUCCAUGGAGUCUUCAUAUGCUUGGAGGACUUGGUCCUUCGUCCCAAGCAUGUAGAUCAUCGUUUUUUCUCGUUGUUUCGUCGAUGAAGCUGUAGUCUCCGAUCGAGAUAUUUUAAAUGGUUCGCAGAAAUCUAGCUUCUGCUGCUCUUUUGCUCGACUCUCGCUGCAUGGAAACAAAUCCCGUGAUACCCCUUGGAUACCCUGCGAUUACGAGAGGUUAUCGGCUCAGCGAAAUUGGAUCAGUACUCAGAGGGUGGCCACUCAGUCGGGAAUUUCGGGAAAACCGGGAAAACCUCGGGAAUUGUUGCUAGCCAUCGGGAUUUCCAAAAUUCUAAAAUUUGUACAAUCUCCAGAAGCAUAAGUACGAGAAUCUGUGGGAAAUGCAGUCAACAACUGUUGAACUAUAUAACAUAGUGGGUGAACUGGCGUAAAAAGCAUUGUUGGAAAUUAAUAUCUUGUCGUCGAGUCAUGACAAUUUAAGUUAAUCAUAGUGAUGUUACCUAACACCACAAUUUGAACAAUUUCACAUAUAUUCUAAAGAACAUUCUGGUGGAAAGACUGGUUGAGACACAUUCAAAUAUUUAAAGAUUCAUGUGUCACUUAUGCAUUUAAGGAUGUACAUGUUUCUGAAAACAUCAAGCGUCAAUAAAAGUUUUAUAAAACACUAGCUGUCCCGGCAAACUUUGUCUUGCCAAGUUUCGGUGGUUUGAGAACUCAAGACCGACAAUUGAAAAGGCCACAUCAACAUUGUGUAAACAAACACGUUUCUGUCGACUUAGGGCCUUCUGGGAUCCACCCACGCAUCUCACCACCAUUAACAGAAAGCUUGAUGUUUGCGCUUUCUUUUAGUGGUGGUGAGGUGUGUGAGUGGAGUUCUAAAGGCCUCAAGUCGAUAGAAACAUGUUUGUUUACAAAAUGUUGUUGUGACCUUUUCAAUUGUUGAUCUUGAACUGUUGAGGUUAUCGCAGCAACGCACUCUAGACUGAUUUAAUUUUGAUCACGCUAAAUUUGUUCCAGGCUCAUCAAAAAUCAGCAUUUUCACAAUAUUGUGAAUUAUUUUAUUAAUUUUCAUGCUUUUUUAAAUGAUUUUCAAAAGUUUUUCUGCAUAUAAACACAGCCACCAUGAAUACGAAUCAAACCCUGCAUAAGUUAUCCUGAUCGGUUCACCCGUUCGUAAGUGUGGUUGCCUCAAACGGACUUCAAACUCAUUUAGAUAUAUAUAGAUAUAGAUAGAUAACAAAAAUUAUAACUUCUAUCUAAAAAAAUAUCCUUGUAAAAUCUCUAGGAGAAUAUUUGAUAUAGUCUUUGUCCUUUGAGCGAAAAGUCUUUGAGAAAUUUGGAUAGGAUGCUGAUAAAAUUUUGAAUGAAUGAACAAAUUGCCCCAAGAAUAAAUUAAAAAUAAAAAUUAUGAAAUUGUGGAUGAGUAAUUCUGGUGAAAACAUUUUUACAAUUUAAAAAUAGUUAGUGAAAAACAAUUGAAUUUUUAGUAUCUGAUGGAAUUUCUCAAAGCACGCCUAUUGUAGCUCAUAAAAGAAUUUCUAAUAUUUUGUUUGGAAGAUUUCUGUUGUUUUUCAUGAAGUUCUUGGAUGUACUCAUUUAUUGAACUUGUGAAUAAAAAUGUUCGGAGAAAACUAGAGUAAGGUAUCGGGAAAAUCCCUUUUUGGCGAAGAUUUAGCAGAAGUCCCUGGUAAAACUCCUGGUUCAGCAAAAUCUCGAGAAUUUUGAGUAUUCGUAGUUUCUAGUUAAACUACCAAUUGAAAUUCUCGCGGGAGUUCUAGUGAGUAUUCAAAAGCAUCUGGAGCAAUAUAGUUGUAUGAUUUAUGGAAAUAAAUAAUUCCCAAAUAAUGAAUCUGCCUCUACAUUUUGGGGAAAAUACUUUCUCAAAAACUAAUCUUUCGGGAAUUCCUGGAGAAAUACUUGACAUAUCUGAAAAUGUGAUCAGAUAUUAAACUCUGAGAGCUUCAUAUUGCAAUCGCUGAUGAAAUAACUGAAUGCUAGACGAGUAUCAGACAAUAUCUAAGAUUUCUUUAAUAUCUCAAAUUUCUCCUAGAAUUUACGAUUCCAGCCUAUGUAACCUGCCUGACUUUCUGCAGUAGCCAUUUACGAUACCAUAAAGUUCGCCUCUGGUUUUCUAUUAAAAUAUCUUGAAAAUGACUAUAAAAAAUACUACACUGAAGAUUUCCCAAAAAAUCGUUUUCAAAAUUCUUUUACGAGUAAUCUAUCCAGAUAUUCCACCAGAAGUUCAUCCAGAAUGUUUUUUUUCUGGGCAUUCUGUUAUUGCCUAUUAGUUUCCAACUUGGUUUCUAAAACAAACUUACCAAGAAUUUUUCAGAAGAGUUUUGGAAUAUUACAAAGAAAUCCACUAAUAAGAAGUACGUAAAUCCUAUAAUCAUGCUGAGAAUUUCGACCCCCUCAGGAUUAUCUUUUUUUUAUUUUUAUUUACAUAAACUACUGCAUAAUUUGUAGUAGUUGGUCAUCUAUGAAUUUAAGGAAUGUUUAAUGAAGAUGUCGUUAUUUCAAUGCCCAUAAUUGGAUACGAGACAAACAACACAUAAUUUAUUUUCAAGUUCAUAUGAAUACUAUGUUAAAUCCAAGGAUUUUAAAAUAUUCGAUAUGAAUUCUCAUAAAUUUUUCUUGGUAAGUUACGUUUAAUUUUCACUGUAAAUCAUUCUAUUUUAGAAUCGGGAAAAAAUUCAAAAACCUAUCGGGAAAACCGGGAAAAACUCGGGAAUUUUAUUUUCCGCUCUGAGUGGCCACCCUGUCAGUAGUUGUUUCGAUUCGGAUAGAAGAAGAUUAGUCUAUUCGGAAGUUCAACCAGAAGCAGAUCACCGGUAGGGCCGAAGGCGGAGACAGUGACGGAAGCAUUGCUGGAGUAGGUGCAGGAAGAAGAGCACUUUACAGUAGAGUUGGCUUGCCGCUCAUCGAGAAGCUCAGAAGCCGCGAGAACUAUACAACGUGGGCGUUUGCCAUGAAGAUGACCCUGAUUUGGGGUUGUUGAUGGGACCUCCAGAUCAUUAUGAGCCCAUGAUCAUGGGUUUGAAGGCGUCUUGAGCUGCCCUUAGAUCUGAUACGGUUAAAGCGAAGAUUCUUCAGGACGUCAAGUUGCAAACCGGUCCAAAAAUCGGAGGAAGCAAUGAAACUAUGUAUUCUACCCAGAAACCAAGACGUCGUGGUAACAACGGAAGAUUCAGCAGCGGGUCGAUAAAGAAGGAUGAUACUUGUCAUAAUUGCAAGAAGCAUGGCCAUUACGCAGCGUGUCCAUGGAAGCAGCAGCAAUCAUCGAAAUCGGCAAGUAAAGCGCGAUGCAUUUGCGAUGGGCGAUGUUAAAGGCGAGGAGUGGUAAUUCGAUUCGUGAGCCACGUGCCAUAUGUCUCGAAGUGCCGAAAGUUUCGUGAAGCAGUAGCGGAGGCCACAUCCCGUCGGAACGGCCAACAAUGGCUGCAUGAUGUCCGUUGCCAAAGGUAAGGUGAGCUUGCAGCUUGAAGAGGAUCCAAUUAAGGUGCAGCAAGUUCUACAGAUACCGAAGUUGGCGACCAAUCUUCUUUUUGUGAGUAAAAUGUGCGAAACGGUGAUGUUCACCUCCAACCAGUACUUAACCUUUAACAGAUACGCGUAUUUCGACUACCACUUGUAAUCUUCCUCAGUGUCAGUUAUCCACAAAAGUUUUACGGUUUUUCGUCUUUUUUUUUUGGAUAUUUCGGCUUUGAAAAAUUAGUAUCGCCCCCAGCAUGGGCGUAGCCAAAGGGGGGGCAGUGCCCCCCCCCUGGCCGUCAAUUUUUUUUUUAAAUUCUAGCCAACUCAAAUAUUAGCAAAAAUUAAAAGUUCAAGAAAAAAAUAUCUCAAAAAAUAAACUAUUUUAAUAACUAAGUUUUUAUUCACACUUAUCAAACCUUUCUUACUCGAGAACCAUAGGAAUUUUUACCAAGUAUUUCUCCAAGAGAACCAUUUCCAUGUUGUCAUAUAAUUUAACAAAUAACAAGCUUGGCUGAAUGGCUAAAUUUUAUGAUGUUUAUUCAUGGAAUACAAAAACAGCAUGCCAAAUUUUCCAGAUAUGCCGGGACCAGCUGCGGUAGGGAAAAGAAGGAUUUUGCAGAACCAUAUGUUACUAUACAGUGCAGCUAUAUGUUACUGCUACACGAAUUUCACCAGUAUUCAAUUCAAACAAACAUCAUGGUAAGAGCAAAAUACCUGGGAUUUUUUUAAGAAUUCUUUCAAGGACACCUUCAGAAAUUCCUUUAGGCAUUUAUUCAAGAACUUCUCCAGAGAUUGUUUCAGAAAAUCCUCAAGGCACUUCUCCUUUUUUUCAUGAAUUCUUCCAUGAGUAUCUUGCAGGGUUCCGAUAGUGAUCGUUAUACGGUUUGUUCCAAGAAAUACUUCAAGAAUUCCUCUCACGAUUCCUUCAGAUUUUUUUACAGAUACUUCUGCAAGAAUGCAUCGACGAAUUCCUCCAGGAUUUCAUAGCUUCCUUCAGUGAUUCCAUCAUGGAUUGCUCCAGAGAAUUUUUCAAGAAUUCCUCUAUGGGUUUCACCAGACAUUCCUCCGGGAAUUUCUCCUGGGAUAUCUUUAGAAAUUCCUCCAGUGAUUGUUCCAGUGCUUUUUUCGAGGAUUCCUCCAGGGAUUCACAAAGGAAUGUCAACAGAAAUUCUUUUAGGUAUUUCUGCAAGUAUUCUUUCAGAGAUUUCUUCAUAUGUAUAUUCCUUCAAGAAUUCCAUUAGAGAUUGCUCCAAUAAUUCAAUCUGGAAUAUUUCGAAGUAUUUCAGCAGCAAUAUUUUCCAGAAACCCUUACAGACCCUUAUUUUCCCAUAGAUUAGCUAAAAAAAUGAUCAAAGAGUUCCUUGAAACAUUGUACAAAACAUUGAUAUGGCAGUCCAUCCAAAGAUUGUAACAAUAAUUCGUCCAAAAAUUAUUGCAGACGUGGAUUCCUUCAUAUUUUUUUUUCCUACAAAAAUUCCUCCAGGGAUUUGUUAAGAAAGCUUUCCUGGGAUAUCCUAAGGAAUUCCUCAUGGGAAUGCUUCCGGGAUUCGAGAGCUCUUGUAGGAAUUCCUCCAGGAACUGCUACUGGGAUUCCUGAAGGAGUUCCUCCGUGAACUUUUCUUAUAAUUCCAUCAGGAUUUCUCUAAGAAUUCCAUCUGCAAUUUCUUCAGGAAUUCUUUCUGGGAUUCCUCCAGAAAUUUCUCAAGGGAUGCUUCCACGAAUUUCUUCAGAGAUUCCUCCAGGAAUUAUUCCUCUGGGAAUUGCUGCAGGAUUCCUCUAAAAAAUCAUCCAAGAAUUCCUUCAGAAAUGCUUCUAGAGAUUCCUCCAGGAAUUCUUCUAGAUAUUUCUCCAGGAGUAUUUCUAGAGCCUCCUUCGUUAAUCCCUAGAGAAAUUCUUCCAUAUAUUUCUCCAGGACUAUUUCUAGAGACUCCUUCGUUAAUCCCUACAGGCAUUCCUCUAGGAUAUUCCUCCAAGAAUUUCUGCAGGGCUUAACUCGGGAAUUGCUUCUGUGAUUCUCUCUGGAACAACUUAUUUUAAAAAUUCCUCCAAAGAUUCCCCCAUGAACUUUUCUUAAGAUUUCUUCAGGAAUUUCUCCUUGUAUUCAAUAAGGACUUCCUACAGGAACUGUUUAGGGAUUCCGUUACUAAUUCUUCUUGAAAUUGCUUCCGGGGUUCCUUCAGGAACUCUUCUAAGGAUUCCUCCAAAAUUUCUCCAAAAAUUCCAUCUGCGAUUUCUUCAGCAAUUAUUCUUGGUAUUUUUCUACGAAUUCCUCAAGUUUUUUUUUUUUCAGGAAUUCCUCUAGGAUUUUUUCAGGGAUUCCUCUGCGAAUCCUGCAGGGAUUUCUCUGAAAAUUCCUCCAGGAAUUCAUCUAGAGAUUCCUUCAGGAAUUCCUACAGGCAUUCCUCUAGGAUAUCCGCUAUGGAUCCCUCCAAGAGUUCAUACAAUUUUUUCAGAAAUUUCUCCAAGAAAUCCUCCAAGGUUUCCUCAAUGCAUUCCUUCAUGGAUUCCUCCAGAAAUUGCUUCUGGAAUUGUUCCUAGAAUCCACCUGGCAUUCCUACAGAAAUUUAUCCAGGAAUUCUUUAAGGGAUUUUUUCAAGAAUUUUUUCCAGAGACUCGUACAAGAAUUCCUCUAAAGAUUUAUUCAAAUACUUCAGAGAAUCAUCCAAGAAUUCCAUCAGGAAUUCUCCUAGGCAUUAUUCCGAGAAAUUAUCCAGGCAUUCUUCCAGGGAUUCCUCCUUGGAUUCUUGCAGAGCUUUUUUCUAGGAUUUUUUUUCAGCGAUUCCUCCAGGAAUUCCACCAGAUAUUCCUCCAGGAAUUGCUUCAGGGACUCCUGGGAUUGCUUCAGGAAUUCGUUUUGGGAUUCCUCCAAAAAUUCAUGCAGGCGUUCUUCCGGGAAUUAAACUUCAAGGAUUCCUCCAGCAAUUCCCAAAGGAAACCCUCCAGGAAUUCCUUCAGGCAUUCUUCCGAGAUUUCAUUCAUGAAUUUCUCCAGGAACUCCUCCAGGAAUUCUCGAGGAAUUACCCUCAAGAAUUUCUUCAGGGAUUCCUCCAGGAAUUUCUCGAGGAAUUUAUCCAGGAAUUGCUCCUGGAUAUCCUUCAGAAAUUAUGUCUGCAAUUUCUCCAGGAUUUUCUUCAGAAAAUUUUCUGGUAUUUUUUUUCAGAAAUUUCCAGGAAAUUCUCCAGAAAUAACCUCAGGACUUUUUCUGGGAUUCUCUCAGGCAUUUCUCCAGGAAUUCCUCCUGUGAUUCCUUCAUGAAUUGCUUCAGGUAUUGGUCCAGGGAUUUCUUCACGAUUAUUUAAGGGAUUCCUCCAGGAAAUUCUUCGCAGAUUCCUUAAGGAAAUCCUCUAAGGUUUUCUUCAGAUAAUAUUUCAGGAAAUUCUCCAGGAAUACCUUCAGGAAUUUUUUAGGAAAUUCCCCUGGAGAUUCCUCUAGAAAUUCAUCCAGUAAUUCUUUCAAAAAUUCCUCUAGAGAUUUCACCAGGAAUUUCUUCAUGGAAUCCUUCAGCAAUUCCCACAGGAAUAUCUCUAGGAAUUCCUCCAGGAUUUUACCAUGGAAUUUCUCCAGAAACUCUUCCAGGAAUCUCUCCAGUAAUUACCCCAGGAAUUUUAUCAGGAAUUCCUUCAAAUAUUUCUCCAAGAAGUGCUCCUGGACAUCCUUCAGAAAUUAUGUCAGCAAUUCCUCUAGGUAUUUGUCCAGGAAUUUCUCCUGAGAUUCCAUCGAGAAUAACUUCAGGGAUUCCUCCAGAAAUUUCCCUAGGGAUUUUCCCAAGGAUUCCUCCAGGAAAUCCUUCGAAGAUUCCUCCAUGAAAUCCUCCAAAAGUUCUUCCAAUGAUUCUUCCAGGAAAUAUUUUAGGAAUACCUUGAGACAUGAGAUUCUCCAGGAAUACCUUCAGGAAUUUUCCAGGGAUUUCUUCAGGUAUUCUUUCAGGAAUGCCUUCGAGGAUUUCUCAAAGGAUUUUUUCAGAAAUAGAAAAGUAAUAGAAAUAGCAAUCUCCCAGAAUUCCUCUGGAGAUUCCUCUAGAAAUUCAUCCAGUAAUUCUUUCUAGAUUUCCUCUAGAGAUUCCUCGAGCAAUUCCCACAGGAAUUCCAGGAUUUUAUCCAGGAAUUCCUCCAGAAAAUACCCCAGCAAUUUCUUCAAAAUUUCCUCCAGGAAUUGCUUCUGAACAUCCUUCAGAAAUUAUAUCAGCAAUUCAUUCAGGAAUUUCUCCAGGAAAUCCUCUAGGGAUUUCUUCAGAGAUUCUUCCAGGAAAUUCUCCAGGAAUACUUUGAAGAUUUUUUCAGGAAUUCCUCCAGACAUUCUUCCAGAGAUUUCUCCAGGAUUUUCUGCGGGGAUUCCUCCAGGGAUUCCCCCACAAAUAUUUCCGGGGAUUCCUCCAGAAAUUCCUCCAAAGGAUUGCUCCAAGAAUUCACCCAAGGAAUUUCUCCAGAAAUUCCGAAUGGGUCUUACCCAAGUAUUCAACCAGGAAUUACGCCCGGAAUAUGUUCAGAAGUUUCUCCAGGCAUUCCUCCAGGAUUAUUGCUAGAGAUUUUCCCAGGAAUUGCUUCCUGCAGGAAUCCCUUCUUGGAUUUCUCCAAGAAUUCCCCCAACCCAAGGAAUCCUCCAGGAAUUUAUGUAGGAUUUCUUCUGGGGUUUCCUUAUGAGAUCUCUCCAUAAUUUACACAGGAAUUCCUCCAGGUAUACUUUCAAAAAUUCUUCCAAGGUUUCCUCCGGGAAUAUCGUCGGGAAUUCGUCCAGGGAUUUUACAGGGCUUCUUUCAGGUAUUCCUGUAGGAAUUGCAACAGGGAUUUAUUCAGGGAUUUAUCCAGGAAGUCUUCCAGGAAUUUCUCCGGGAAUUCCUCAGCUGAUUUAAUCAGAAAUUCCUCUCAGGUUCUCUUCAAAAAUUCAUUCAGGAGUUCUUUUGGAAAUUUCAGAAAUCCUUCAAACAUUGUGGAAUUGCUCCACAAAUUCUUGAAAUAAUAUAAAAAAAAAACAUCACGUAAUCCUGAAAAAGUUUUUGGGUACAUCCCUAAGAACUUUUUCAGGAUUACGUGAUGUUUUUUAAAAUUAUUUCAAGAAUUUGUGGAGCAAUUCCUUCAGCGAAUAGUAUUGGAAGAUAAUUUAACAGGGAUACAUACAGAAACCAAGAAAUUCUAGGUUAGUCUUCAACAAAGUUUGUAAUUUUCAAAAGAUUUCAGCUAAAAUUUCUUAUUGUGUAGACUUUAACAACAUAAAAAUCAAAGAAAAAUAAUGCACGAGUGAAUAUAUAGUCAUUUAUGUAACGAGUUGCAAAAAGUUGAUUUUUUCAGCACGGGUCGUACAUUUAUCCAACGAGGCUUGUCGAGUUGGAUAAAUACGAAGAGUGUUGAAAAAAUCGAGUUUUGCAACGAGUUCCAUACACAAUUUUAUGCAAUGAUUUUUUUCAUAAUGCAACUCAUUUGAGUUGCAUAAUGUUUAUCCGAUGCGGAGAAGGACGAGAUAGGGUAGCGCCCUUGGCUGAACCAAAUGCCAAAACCACUUUUUCUUUCCAUAGAGCUAGAGCUUAGAAAAGAAAAAGUGGAUUUGACGUUGGGUUCAUCCUAGGUGAAUCACUUCCCCUGGCCUAUACCGGAGCAUGUGACAUUGGCAGCAAGGGAAAUGAACAGGAAUGCAUUUGAUUAAUAGUUAAUGGAGAUCCAGAUGAGCCUGUAUGAUCACAAGGUGUACAAUGGAGUUUGCUUGACCCGUGCAGAAGCAAGCGUGUCAGCUCAGGGGGAUUCUGCAGGCGUUGCAAGCGAAGAGCAGGAGUGACAAUAGCAGAAACAUCUGGGGAGAUGGACGAUACGAAACUGAUGGAAGGAAACACGGGUGAGAAGAACAUUUUACAAGAAGCGCGUCGAGCAGGAUUCGGAACCGGGGCAACCACAGGAGAAGCCCAAGCGUCUGAAGCUGAUGGUGGACGUAUCCGGAUCGACGUACCGCUUUAACGGCUACUACAGCUAAAGCUACGAUAGCUUAUCUUCGUAAGCACUGACCACGAAACCGCACCUCCGCAUUUCAGGACUACAAACCUUGAACGUCUCGUCUCCGGAUCGCCCUAUCAACGUCGCUGACGCUGUAUCAAGAAAAUGUUGGAUCCUCGUCUCUCCCGUACGUCAGCUUGCAAUUCUUGAUCCCCUUGGGGUAUCGAUGUCUAACCUUAAGACUUCCAAUUAGUUCACGAAUUGGAAUUUGCUUCAUCUUCUCGUUUUCUUCUUCAUUUCGAGUGUUCAUUGUCUUCAACACAUCGUCAACUAACCCUCGGAAGAGAAGAGAGAAAAAUAACCGAUAUAGGCACGUCUCCUUAUCGUCGAGAUCGCCAUGGAGAAACGCCGUUACAGCAUCCAUCUGGUAUACGAUGAUCUUCAACUGCGUGACCAGCACAAGAAGACGUCGUAUGGUGACAUAACGGAUAGCAGGAGAAUACGUUCCGCUGUAGUUCCUUCACUUUUCUUGCGAGAAUUCCUUGCCACUCACAGCUGUGCUGAUGGUGCUGGUGACAUGACAAAAGUCGGACCUUUCGAUAUGCGACUCGAGCUGCGUCACGUCACUCCUGUCGUAGAAUGAGCUCGAAAAACUUAUCUGAGUGUUUCGGAAGCACGAAAUUGAGUAUUUUGCGUGUACGAGAACGUUGAGGAUCCGCGGCUUCGUCGCAACUUUAUCCAACUUAGUGACAUCUUUGAAAAAGAGAUCUUUAUACAUGUUACGGUCAAAGUCAAAGUCAAAGAAAAGUGUCAGAUAAUUUUCAAACUUGCUUUGUAACUCGCCUUUUUUUUACGUUCAAAAAUUCUUGUUUCUUAAGCCGGGAAGCGAUAUUCAGCAUAAACAUAAGAGAUGAUUUAAACAACACACGUAGGUGAUAAGUUAGUUGUCUACUAUUAAGAAACACUUAUGCUUUAGCUUUAAAUUACCCUCAUACAUAUUUCAUCGAGCAUAAUGCGGACCGAAAUCGCGAACGACUCAUUGUUGCCUAUAGGAUUUGUUGAACAAAUUAAUGAAAUUGCAUAGUUUUUAAUGAUUGUUGAAGCAUUUUUUCCUCCAGCAGAGAGAGAGAGAGAGAGAGAGGUGUGUAUGCAUAAAAAGUUCCCCCAGUCGUCCUAGAUGUAAUGACAGUAGAUUGUAAAUUUGAAACCAAUAAAAUAAAUCACUUUUCAAAGGUGCGCGCACUAUUGCAGACGAAAUUCGAUCAAUCGCAAUGCUGCUGCUGCAACACAGUAGAUUAACUGAUUAGAAUUGUCGUAGCUUGACAGCCAUUCGCUCUAGCAGGUAAUGUUUAAGUGUCACGUGGAAAAUAAAUGUGUUUAUUGAAAUACUUGAA